AUUUUAUUUUUCCUUCUGUGAAUUAAGCUAUAAAUAUCUUAAUUAUGGCAACAAUAAGUUAGGUGAUAGAAACAGUGAAGAGCUGCAGUUGUCAUGAGUGUUACAAGUGCUUAGUGUCAAAGCACGAGAUACUGCAGUAAACCGCAGAUGUGAUGCGUUUGUCAUUCCAGCAUUUUUGUGAUGUUCACCUCAUUUAGAGCAAUAUGAUGAUGCUCUACAGUGGUGUCUGAGUUCUUAAAAAGACCAUUCUGCGAUGUAGGAAACUGGUGGUCAAGACAGCCAUUUCACCUGAAUACAGCAUCUAGAUUAUACAGAUUAUGAUUUAAUUGAAACGAGUCAUUCAUACCCCUACAGUAUUGACAGACAACAUUCGUGAUUCGUAUGAGCCAAAAUAGAGUGCCAUCAGAGAUAUACUGUGGAUCCAUCGUAAUACUUGUAAAGCAUGUAUAGAUGCGCACACACAAGACAAAUUAUUAAAAUAUUAGCCUACAUUUUAUUACAGUUGUGGCCAAAAGUUUACAUUUGUAAAGAACAUGUAUGUCAUGGCAGUUUGAGUUUCCAAUAAUUGCUACAACUCCUAUUUUUCUGUGAUCACUGGAUCAUGAAAAAAAAACAUUCAUGAAAGCUGGGUCUCUUUUGACUUUAUUAUGGGUCUUCUGAAAAUGUGACUAAAUCUACUGGUCAAAAAUACAUACAGCAACCUCAACAACAACGUGAUGUAGAAAGUUGUAUCAAUCAAAUUUGCUUUGUGACAUGACCUCUUUUACUUCUCACAGUGAUUAUGAUUGACUACAGCUGGUGACAUCUCUGAGCCCAUUUAAAUAGACAUUAGGACUGUUCUUUACAACUAUAUGUAAACUUGUGGCCACAACUGUAUAUUUUUAUUUUUACAUAAAGAAAACAAUACAUAUGUCCAGAAUAAGUUAUUUUACAUAUUAAAAUGCGUCUCAGAAAAAGAAGCUUUCUCCCUUUGUUAACGUGUUUUUCUUAGCUUUAGUAAUCUACAGUGAUCAGCGAAACCGAAUUUACCGUAGAAGGAAGUACGCAACGGUGAAGCCUCUCGCUCUGCCUUUUAUACUCUUUGAAGUCAAACUUUCACGCUUGUCUGUGUAGUCCAUGGUGUAGUCUGCUGGCGCUGUUCUUUCGCAAGUGUCGCAUUUAUUUUCCCCCUCAUGGAUUGGACAUUAUGAAAUGUUCUUCAUCAAAUAAAAAUACGGAACUAUGGGGAAAUUACAGUCCAAACUUGCUUCGAAACGUAGACAGGGUCCCGAAGGUGGUAGUUUGGCUUCCAAUGUGCUGACCUGUCAAAGGGAGCUGGAGCGCAUCCACAAAACCAAACUGACAGAGAACUUGUACGUAGAAUUGAGGGCAAACAAGUCUGAGCGUAACUGCAACCUCAAAGUGGUUCUGCCACCAAAGAAGACACCUGAUAGAGAUAAAAGCAUCCACUUCCAGUUCAAUAAACAGACGAAGAAGAGGAGCAGCCAUGCUGGUGUCACAGAGUGUAACAUUGUGCCUGAUAAGGACACUCAGCAGGAGUGGGUAUUCAUGCUGUACAACUUUGACAACAGUGACGAGGUCACCAGAGAGGACAUGUCCAGUCUGAUACACUCUAUGCAUGAGGUUCUAGAGGCGUCGGUCAAGCCGCCUUACAGUGACACCACACCCCUGAAGAUAAAGCUAGUUGUAACUCCAUCAGCUGGCCCAGAGAAGAUCUCACAAAUAGCAGCAGGGAAGGAGCAGAGUGCUUUUCAGGAGGCAGCAAAAAGACACUAUUGUGUGGAUGAAAACAUAGAGCGCAGAAACCACUACCUGGAUCUAGCUGGCAUUGAAAACUAUACCUCCAAGUUUGACAAUACUGAAUCUCCCUCUCAGGAGCCCACUCAGGAUGCUCAUUCUGCUCUUAAGCAACACUCUGUGGUGAUCAGAGAGAACUGCAUCUCUCCUGACUCUCCCAGGGGCCUCUCUACCCCUUAUUCCCCGAGAAGCAAGGCUGUGUCAGUGGGGAAAGACAGGAACGGAGGAGAGGGGAAGUCCUGCAGAUUACAUGGCCAACACCCUGCUUCAUGGUGCCAACCUUCCCAGUCUCAGCCUGCAGCACAUAGCGUCCUGCAACAUAGUCCGAGCAAGAGGUUUCGCUCCAGGGUACAAGAUGCUGCCUCACACCUUAGACCCACGCCGGGGGGAGGUAGGGAAAUAUUUUUCAACCUUCAACCCUCCUGUGGUGCCUUGGCUUCUCCAGCCCAGAGACAUGAGCACCAUCACGAGCAUCAUCAUCAUCAUCAUCAUCACCACCAUCACUACCACCCUUCAUAAAUGCUUUUCAAACACACAUGAGACCGGUCAUCUGAGUAGUGUCACAAAGAGGUGUUUGUAGAAAAGUGACAAGUUUCCCAGUGCCAUUCAGAUGUUGUUCCUAUUUAUCUCUCUUACGAAAGUUGCAAACAGACACUGUGCCUGUCGAAGGACGUGAGACAGCUGUUUCUAUUAAUAACUUCUACCCACUUACCCUACCACGCAACCCCCAUGCCUCACCACAGCAAGCCUGGGUCUAGACAAAUGCACAACACCCAGGCAGACAUCAACAAAGCAGCAACCACAAAGGAGGCCGGACACUGACACGCAUAGCUGUUUGACUGCAGCUCUCAUCAACAACCAACAGACCUGUUGGUACGAGAAAAAAA
Perca flavescens (yellow perch) is the source of this 2684-nucleotide messenger RNA. Its product is annotated as protein naked cuticle homolog 2. Gene Ontology annotation, biological process: negative regulation of Wnt signaling pathway. Gene Ontology annotation, cellular component: cytoplasm. The record is from RefSeq and is a predicted model, not a curated record. Lineage: Eukaryota; Metazoa; Chordata; Actinopteri; Perciformes; Percidae. The transcript has 10 exons. The coding region runs from base 1222 to 2316 and encodes 364 amino acids.